AGUAGUGAAGCGUAAUCAAUAAGACACUCAGUUUCGAAUUUUUUGAUGACACGUUAUUUGCUUUUCAGGUGACGAUAAAUAACUUUAAACAAUUCAAGAGCUCAAAAUAUGCCCAACAUUAGGGGGGUUACUCUGUAAGGAGUUGCGCAAGUGAAAACGCUGGUUAAUGAAAAAAAGCAACUCUGUAAGAUGACAAGCGCAUUGAAAAUCGCGUUUGGCGCAUUUAUUUUUACCCCUUCGCAAUGGCAGCACUCUGUAUUGCGUAAACGACUGUCAAAUCUGUGCUUUUACGAAUUUUUGAUUCGAUAUCAAACUGGCAAGCGCAACGGACAAAAAAUUUAAGUUUAUAAGGCAUAUUUGUAGUUUUAAUUAAAAAAAAAUGUAUUUAACAGGGAACAUUCUAAAAAUAGACAAACAAACCCAACACAAUUCGAAAUUUUACUUAAUUAUAUGAAAACACAUUCGGAACUUUCCAAAGGACAACUUGAAGCUGUGGACGCGAAAAAUACUGCAAAUAAUUUAUGGAAAGAGUUGGUAUGUGACCUUAAUGCUGCGGGGCCACCAUCGCGCGAUGUUUUAAAAUGGAAAAAGGU
Messenger RNA from Bactrocera latifrons, 593 nucleotides. RefSeq lists its product as uncharacterized. NCBI's taxonomy places the organism in Eukaryota, Metazoa, Arthropoda, Insecta, Diptera, Tephritidae. The record is from RefSeq and is a predicted model, not a curated record.